AUGAGCGGCAAGCCGAAGACCCCUGGCACGCUUCGGGGAAUGCGCCGGCGGAAGUCCGGCGUCGCUCGGCCGACUCUCACGACUCCGAUUCUCAAACAGGUAGACGACUGCACGUGGGCCAGGGUCGACGCGGUCGAGCUUGAGGAGGAGGAUCCGGAGGAGGUCAAGCUGCCGGUGUUCAGUUCGCGGGCGUUACCACCCUCGCCACGCACCGCUCCUCCCAGCGAGCGACCGUCUUCGAUGAACGACGCAACGAACACGAAGUGGUGGACAAUUCGACAACCUUCGCCGUUCGUCUCGGCCAGGAAGACGCCCAAUCCGUCCCCGGCGCCGUCAAGGGAGCGCGACGAAAACGAGAUUCCGACGUCGGGUACAGCUGUCGACGAUCUGGCCUCGCCGAGAGUCAACAGUCGUGUGCGCAGACCCGCGCGCUCCGCUCGGACCAGAUGCGAUACUCCCUCGAGGAGCCUCGUGACCGCCGACAUUCUGUGCUCGGAGCCCGCCUUGGGUGCCUCGCCCCGACCGUGCGCGUCUCGAGGGCUGAAGAGGCGGCGCGUCUCGGAACGCGUUGUUGACCAGGAAACUGCCUCGGUGGACAGCCCGGCGAUUCGUGCCGUGAGCCCGGGCGAAGGCAUCCUGUCCCUGCUCCGAAAGGGCGCCGCGAUCGACGCCGCGGCGGCCGAACGAAAGAGAAGCUUACCCCCGGGCUUUUCGGUGCGCGAGGUGACCUCGUUCGACGACGCCGCGCUCCAGACGCUGUCGACGGCGUUUGCCGCCGAGGACCCGAGGGUGGGGAAACUGCCUCGAGGCGGUCCCACGGGCGGGGUCCGAGGCCGGGCGCACGUGCUCGACGACGCGGAAGGUGAAGCGAUCGGGUACACGCUGACGUUCGAGAACGUCGCGCCGCCGUGGGAUAUGGAGAGGAGCCUCGGGCUUCCGCCGAGGCUGGCGCACAUCUUCAUCCUGCGCGGCUGGCGCAGGCGGGGCAUCGGAACUGCGUUUUUCCUCUGGUGGAGAGAAAAGUUUGGCGCCACCGUGAGGCUGUUCGCGGUGGACACCCCGUCGGAGGCGAUGAACAGGGUGUUGGCGAAGGGCAUGUGCGUGCAGACGGCGACGCGGUCAGGGCACAACGCAUCCGCGGUGCAUUUUCACUCCACGGCAAUGGAGAGGACGUAA
Molecule: messenger RNA, 1176 nt
Organism: Micromonas commoda
Lineage: Eukaryota; Viridiplantae; Chlorophyta; Mamiellophyceae; Mamiellales; Mamiellaceae
Exons: 1
Coding region: 1-1176 (391 amino acids)
Source: RefSeq, a predicted model, not a curated record